AUGUAUCGAAAUUUGCCGACCAACCGUACCCCAAAUGAUGAGAAACCUACAAAUGAGAAUGGUAGAAUUAAAAAUUCUUCAUCUUGCAAUUUUUGUAGACUGAAAAAAACUAAAUGCAUUUAUACAAACAAUGGUUUGUGCCAGCAAUGCAUCAAACAUAACCAAGUUUGUAAAUCCGAUCCUCAGAAAAAGAGGGGCCCUAAAAGUUCUAAGAAAGUGACUGAUUCAAACACACAAUCUAAUGCUAAUAGGGAUUUACAAACUGUGCGUGAAGCAUUUUUUCAAUUUAGAAAUGGAAAUCAACAGCUUUUACUCGAUUUAAUUCAAGAAUUUAUGACAAAUGGAAAUUGGGUUGAUAAUGAACGAACAUUAACCAAUUUAAUUAUAAACAGAAAUUUGGAUGAAAACCCUGAAUUGAAUCAA
Scutellospora calospora is the source of this 423-nucleotide messenger RNA. NCBI's taxonomy places the organism in Eukaryota, Fungi, Glomeromycota, Glomeromycetes, Diversisporales, Gigasporaceae. The record is from the annotation of a GenBank genome assembly.